Messenger RNA from Balaenoptera musculus (blue whale), 2805 nucleotides. It is a transcript of the gene GGPS1, whose product is annotated as geranylgeranyl diphosphate synthase 1. Lineage: Eukaryota; Metazoa; Chordata; Mammalia; Artiodactyla; Balaenopteridae. The record is from RefSeq and is a predicted model, not a curated record. The transcript is spliced from 5 exons. Gene Ontology annotation, biological process: isoprenoid biosynthetic process. Bases 276 to 1178 code for a protein of 300 amino acids. Gene Ontology annotation, molecular function: prenyltransferase activity.
GGCGCAUUUUCUUGCACUGAGCAAUGCGGUGUCGCUGGCGGGUGAGGAGGGUGGAGAGUGCUAUCGUGAAGUGAGGGGAGGGAUUCAUGUAGGCAUCCGGGGGAGCCUUGUUCUGAACUAUAAGGUGGGAAGUUGAUGCUGGGUACUGCUACUCCCGGACCCCCGGCGUGAAAGUUGUGAUAUCAUCCUCGAACCGCUCAUGAUCCUAGAGACCAAAUCAUUGUCCCAAGAAGCAGAAGAAAGUAGACAAAGAUCAGCUUUGAAAUCAAAAAACAAUGGAGAAGACCCAAGAAACAGCCCAAAGAAUUCUUCUAGAACCUUACAAGUACUUACUUCAGUUACCAGGUAAACAAGUGAGAACCAAACUUUCACAGGCGUUUAAUCAUUGGCUAAGAGUUCCAGAAGACAAGCUACAGAUUAUCAUUGAAGUGACGGAAAUGUUGCAUAAUGCCAGUUUACUCAUCGAUGAUAUUGAAGACAACUCAAAACUCCGUCGUGGCUUUCCAGUGGCACACAGCAUCUAUGGAAUUCCAUCUGUCAUCAAUUCUGCCAAUUAUGUAUAUUUUCUUGGCCUAGAGAAAGUCUUAACCCUUGAUCACCCAGAUGCAGUAAAGCUUUUUACCCGCCAGCUUUUAGAACUCCAUCAGGGACAAGGCCUGGAUAUCUACUGGAGGGAUAAUUACACUUGCCCCACUGAAGAAGAAUAUAAAGCAAUGGUGCUGCAGAAGACAGGAGGACUAUUUGGAUUAGCAGUAGGUCUCAUGCAGUUGUUCUCUGAUUACAAAGAAGAUUUAAAGCCACUACUGAAUACACUUGGGCUCUUUUUCCAAAUCAGGGAUGAUUAUGCUAAUCUACACUCCAAAGAAUAUAGUGAAAACAAAAGCUUUUGUGAAGAUCUAACAGAGGGAAAGUUCUCAUUCCCUACUAUUCAUGCUAUUUGGUCAAGGCCUGAAAGCACCCAGGUGCAGAAUAUCUUGCGCCAGAGAACCGAAAAUGUAGAUGUUAAAAAAUACUGUGUACAUUAUCUUGAGAACGUAGGUUCUUUUGAAUACACUCGGAAUACUCUUAAAGAGCUUGAAUCUAAAGCCUAUGAACAAAUCGAUGCAUGUGGUGGGAACCCUGAGCUAGUAGCUCUAGUAAAACACUUAAGUAAAAUGUUCAAAGAAGAGAAUGAAUAAUAUUAAGCCAUUCUUGAUUAGGCCUGAUAGCCUAGUUGACUUUUUUUUUUUUUUUUUUUUUUUUUGUCUUUUAGCUUAUUACCUUUUUUAGAAUUUGGACCAAGCUGUUAGUCUCCAAAAACUGAGUGAUAGUGGUGAUGUGAGUGAAGUUGUUUCAAUAUAGAAUCCCCGCGUACAGAUAAUCAUAGUACCAAGUUGAAGGAAUCAGAAUGAGCCACGUUUAAAUGAGUCUAAUUUGAAUGUCAGAAUGUGCUGUGUUGGGACGUUGUGGCCAACUCUGCCAUGCAUGUUCUGUUGAUUCUGUCAAUAAAGAAGACUUCAGCUCCAGGAAUUUUUAUCCACAUACUUCCUAACUGUACUAUACGGGCAGUUCACAAUUCAUCUACCCCAUUUCCAAGCCAUUGACUACUUGGGACCAGUUUCUAUAGCUAGCUGGCCCAAAGACCACAGGAACUCCUCUUUCUUCCUAAAUGUCGUUGCUUAGAAUAGCUCAUUCUCCUCCCUGGAAACUCCCUUAGUAAAGUCUUCCAUGACAAAGCUGACAGUGACAAGCAGUAAGCGUUCUGGGCCUCUUUUCCUUCCUCCCAACCCAGCAAAUUCUGCUGUUUAUUUAACCAAGGAGUCUCCACUGCAUGAAAUUUACACACUAGCCCAAAUUCUUUUUCCUUCUAAUGUAACUUGUGCCUCAAAACUAAUUAGUAUCUGGGUACAGCAGUAUCUUUCCAUCUGUGGGGGGAAAAAAGGUACAUGGAAAAUGUAUUUUAGGAAGGAGCCUUUAAACCUUUUUAUACUGUCUUAUCGUUAGUAGUAAAAAUCAUAAAAGAGCUGUUUGCUCACAAGUACAAAAGCUGGGGGAACUGUCCUUUUCCUUCCCACCCGCAUCGUUAACCCCGCUGUAGGCAGUUGGUGCUUGAAUGGAAAAGGAAGUAGGCAUCUUUAAUCUCGAUGAUUAAAGGAAAGAAAAGUGUUAACCUGAGAGCUAGUGCCUGACUGAAAAUUAGCCAAAGGCUACACUAUCAGGCACAGUUAGCUUUAUAGUGCCUUAACCCUGACUAUCCCUUUUGUUUCAUUUUAAACCCUCAGCCCCUGGAGCCGUCUUACGUCUUACGGCACAAGAGGUAUGAAAAAAGAGACCCUGAUUUCUGUAUGAGAAGUGUCACUGACAUCCCAAAAUGAAAGUAUGUACUUCUCAGUAGCAUUACAUUUUGCUUGAUUGGUAGUACAGUGUGUUAUCUUAGAUCAAACCACCAUAUUUUUGUAUGAGAAAUUCUCACCAAAGCACUCAACCUAAAUCUUUUUUGAAAAGUUGUGUAUUGCCUUUACUAACUUUUAGAAUAAUUUGAAUCUUCCAUUUUAAUUGAUCCAAGGAAAGCUCUUCUGAAAAUCAUACAUAUUUGUGUUAUACUAUGGAUAUUUGAACUUUGUUUUGAUGAACCUAUAACAAACUUGAUAUUAAAAAAGAUCUAAUGCUAACUAUAUAGACAGAAAUGAAGUUAUUUACCUAUAAGUAUAAUGAUUGCUUAAGUAGAUUAUUUCUUACCUAAUCAAAUUAAUUUUGGCCUGGUGCUACUCAUGAUUCUUCUCUCAUUUUUCUUUUUUUUUAAAUUUAUUUUUGGCUGUGUUGGGU